Molecule: messenger RNA, 735 nt
Organism: Cydia fagiglandana
Lineage: Eukaryota; Metazoa; Arthropoda; Insecta; Lepidoptera; Tortricidae
Product: solute carrier family 22 member 6-like
Exons: 3
Coding region: 1-735 (244 amino acids)
Biological process (GO): transmembrane transport
Molecular function (GO): transmembrane transporter activity
Source: RefSeq, a predicted model, not a curated record
AUGGGGGGACCUAAUAAAAGCUUGUUAAAAAUCGACAAUGUUACAACUCUCCUCUGUCACAACUCACCUCGGUCUCACCUAAACCUUAUACCCUUUUAUUUCAGGUUCUGCACUGGCUUAAGUUUUUAUGUAUUAGCCCAAUACCUUGGCUGGAUUGGAGAUAAUAUUUUCUUAUCUGUAAUGCUAACCGGGUUAAUUUCUUCUAUCGGCCCGAUCAUCUGUGUUUUCGUAAUUAUGAAGAUGGGCCGAAAGCUAACAUUGGCGAUUUUUGAAUUGUUAACGGCUCUCUGCUUUGUAUUCAUAAUUUUGAUACCACGAGAUGUGUUUCCGAAUGACUGGCCAAGACUUAUUUUUGCUGGAAUUGGAUUUGGAGGCUUGGCAGGAACGGUUCCGGUUCUGUAUCUCUUUUCUGGUGAACUGUAUCCAACAUUAGGGCGAAACGUAGGAGUAAGUGGCGUUUCAACCUUCGCCCGGAUAGGCUCUAUGGUGGCACCAAUGGUGGUCAGCCUUAACGAAUUGCUUCCAGAUUUACCGUUGUAUUUAAUGGCUAUCGGAUUAUUUUCCCAAAUACUGGUGAUAAUGCCGUUGCCUGAAACCAAGGACCGUCCGUUGCCUGACACAUUGGAACAGGCUGAACAGCUUGGUCAGACGCAACAUCAUGAUCAUGACAUUUCGACAAGUGUGCCGCCGAAACAAACGAACAGUUGCGAUUGCCAAAAAUAUUUAUUUCCCUGA